Molecule: messenger RNA, 2009 nt
Organism: Lucilia cuprina (Australian sheep blowfly)
Lineage: Eukaryota; Metazoa; Arthropoda; Insecta; Diptera; Calliphoridae
Product: beta-1,4-glucuronyltransferase 1
Exons: 4
Coding region: 630-2009 (459 amino acids)
Molecular function (GO): glucuronosyltransferase activity
Source: RefSeq, a predicted model, not a curated record
AUAUUUUUACAAGUAAAAAAUUAGCAUAAGAUUAUUAAAAACAAACAUUUUAUAAAAUUAUUUAAAAAAUACAUUUGAAAAUUACAAUUGUCCAACCCUUAAAAACAAAAACUUAUAAACAUUGCAGCAAAAUUGUUCCUUUUUGAAGGAUACUAUUAAAAACUCUAGGAUAUGAAAUAAUUUGUUAAAAAAAACUAUAAUUCUUAAAGAAAAUUUGUUGUAUAUUAUAGUAUAUAAGUAAAGUGUUAAAUCCUUAAAAUGUUCAACAGUUUAUAGAAAGUACUGAAUUAAAAAUGUCCCAGAUUGGUGGUGCAACAGAUGUCCUGCAUUAUUUUUCUUAAGAACUUUAUUAAUAUACAACUGUCUAGAUAAUGUUGCUUGUUUUGGAAUUGUGCAAUAAAAUUAUAGUAUUUCUUAAUUAUUUAUGUUAUAAUACAAAUACUGAUCCAUGAAAAUUUUAACAAUUUUUAUAAUAUUUCUUGAUCAGACAAAGUACAAAGUUUUAAGUAUACAUAUGUAUAUGUUGAACUAUUUUGUAAGCGCUUUUUAAGAAAUGCUUCUUAUAUAUACUCAUAAGUCUGCAGUGUAAUAGAGUUCAAAAUUUAAUACGGAAAAGGGCAGAAAUAAAUAUGAUCAUUAAAAAAUAUAUCUCUGUAAAAACCUCAUCUAUUCUACUAUUGACUGGUAAUUUAUUAUGGUCGCUACAUUUGUAUUUAUCAAGCAACUGCAAUACAACAACUACAACUGGAACACAUCAAUUUAUUAAAAAUAUUUCUGCAAUUCAUGUAGCCUCACUGAAAGCACGCAGUUUAUAUAGCAAUUCUUCUAACUAUAACUUAAAUAAAGACUCUCCAACAAAUGGUGUCAAAAAAUCAGAGUCAUCGGGAUUGGCCUUUGAAAAUGUAGCUCUUAAUUUGGGUCGAUGGGACAAUCAACGUGUAUAUAAACUAUUUGAUUUUGCACUAAUCGGUGAUACCUAUGAAGAGUCAUCUCUAAGCGGUUUAGUAUGUUUGGCCACCCAGACCUCAGUCGAGCGUCUACUGUCUGUGGCAGAGGUGGCCAAGAAGUGGUUGGGACCAAUAUCUGUUGCAGUUUUUGUCUCAGGCAGCGAAGAAUUCACAAUACUAAAACACUAUGUAACCUAUCUAAGACUCUGCUUUGAUUUUGUACGUACAAAUGUAACUUUUCAUUUGGCCUUUCCAUAUGAUCGCAAGCCAAAACAUGAAACAGCCGACUCCUAUAAACUGCUACAAAUGUUCGAUUGUCGAAAUCCUCAAAAGACCCUGCACAGCAUGUUACAAAUGCGAUCGACAGAGACCAUACGUUGGCGAUCACGCAAUCUAUAUCCACAGAAUCAUUUGCGCAACUUUGCGCGCAAAGGCUGUCAAACAAAAUAUGUGUUUCUCACAGAUGUCGACAUAGUACCGAGCAAUAAUAUUGUACCAUUGCUAAAUGAAUUUCUUGCUACGGCCAGAUGUGCGACGGGUCUAUGCGCUUACGUCAUACCCACAUUAGAAAUUGAUGAUCGCGUGCGAUUUCCAUCUAGUAAAACCGAACUACUGCGGCUGGUGAAGAGAGGUUUGGCAAGGCCUUUCCAUGAAAAAGUCUUCAUCUACAAUCAAUAUGCUACAAAUUUUUCAAGUUGGCUUGCCAACAGUCACACAGAUGACCAACUGAUCGCCAUUAGUCACCAAGUGACAAAUUAUGAGUUUUUUUAUGAACCUUUCUAUGUGGCUUUGGACAAUGUGCCCCCGCACGAUGAACGUUUCGUGGGCUAUGGUUUUACAAGAAAUUCGCAGGUCUACGAGAUGUAUGUUUCUGGUUACUCAUUCUAUGUCUUGACUCCUGUAUUCACCUGCCAUUGGGGUUUACAAAAGAAAAAUGCUCGUCCAUCAUGGCGUGAACAGCAGAAUACCUUCAAUAGUAAACGUUUUGAGAUUUUCAAAAAGGAAAUCUUUGUUCGUUAUAAAAAACCAUUACAUUCUUAUGAUCAGAAAAAACAUGGAUGA